UAAACGGAGGAGAAGCGGGCUCCGUUAGAAGCGCUGUUGUGGUAGGACACCCCAUCGUACGCAACAAAUGACAGUCGUGUUUUUGGUGUGUUUUCAGUUCUUUCCUUUUCCACUGUUCGCCAUCUUGGAUUCCUUUCAGUCAGUAGUGUCAAAAUGUCGCAGCCAAGGAGUACGGAGGAUCCUGAAGUCUAUUGGAAAAACAGAGCUGAGGAGCUUGAGCGCGAACUUGAGGAUUUUCGAGAACAGUCACAAGAUUUGGAGAAAGAACUUGAAGCAUCUUUGGAGCAAGCAGAGAAAAUUGCUCACGACUUUAGGGUUCGAUGUAACAAAUUACAGUUGGAAAAUGAAACUUUAAAGGACAAAUUGGAACAAGUUACUAAAGAAAGCACGACCCAAAUUAAUAAUCUACAAGAGGAAUUAUCACAAUGUCAAAGCCGUGAAGAAAAGUUAGUAAAAUACAUUAGAGAACUUGAACAGAAAAAUGAUGACCUGGAAAGAACGCAAAGGGCAAUGUAUGUGUCUCUAGGAGAAUUUGAGACUAAAAUGAAUCUAGCUAUUGAACGCAAUGCCUUGCUAGAAUCUGAAUUGGAUGAGAAGGAAUCAUUGCAAGCCAUGGUUCAAAGACUUAAAGAUGAAGCAAGAGAUAUGAAGCAGGAGAUAGUUAUCUCAAAGAGGCAAGACAAAAAUGAUAAUGAAAAAGUUUUGGAGAGAAGAAGAAGUUCACCUGUGGACUCAAACAAAUUGGUAACAGCUGAAAUGGAAACUCAAACAAUAACAUCACCAUCACCCAUCAAAACCAUUGGAACCAACAACAAUGCUCUUCCACCACCUACACGGAUAUCUGCCAUGAAUAUUGUUGGUGACCUAUUACGGAAAGUUGGGGCUUUGGAGUCAAAACUAGCAUCAUGUCGCCCUCCCUACAGAGAGAGCCCCUUAGCCAGUGAGAAUGGAAAUGAAGUCUUUCACGAAUACCCUCGGCAUAACUCCCUUUCUGGCCGGAGACUGAAUCGUGGGACAUCAACACCAACUAUCCAGAAUUAUAUACGAUCGUAAAUUGUACUUAACCCAAUUCAGGUUUGCACCAGUCUCACUUUUUUUUUCUCUUUGUGCUUUGCUGUGGGAUGCAGGAAGCUGACAUUGUAGAAAAGCCUAAAUCACAAUUUUAUUAACUGAGCAUUGCAAUAUGCGAUGAGAAUUGUUGUUUGUUGUAAUGUAUUUUUAUUUUGUAUUUUAUUGUAUAUAAGAAUUAUGUCAUUCUGUAAAUAAAAUGUUGCGUUUUGUAUUCUACACUUGGCACCAAGUCAAUGUUCCGUAGGAUCAAUCAACUGUUUAAUUUAUUUCAUUGUUUUCUUUUUUGAACAUUUUUGUGACAUUAUUUUGUUUUUCCUAUACCAAAAGUCUUAUUUAUGUAAGUUGGAAGGCUAGUGUGAGGCAGAUAGAUUUUAAAAUUAGGUUUAUUCCAACAAAGAACAUUACAGGUCUUUAGAAACAAUUGCUGUUAUGUUGGCACCUAGGACAUGUUACUUUUUAAUUUUUCAACCCUUGUUAUCACUAACAAAGUGGAUACUUAAUCUCCUUUGUGGUGUAUUUUAUGUUGUUGAUCCCACUAUUCCAAAUCAUAGAACUCAGGAGUGCAGGGACUCACUGUUUCUGACUACCUCAUUACUGUUAAACUUUGAUCAAUAUGCAAACUUAUUAUUUUGUUGUUAAAAAGAAUAAAAGAUUGAAUCUAAUAUGGUUCGCCUUUAAUUUCUUCUUGAAGUUGUAAGAAAGUUGGACCCUGAUCAGAUUUAUGUUAGGUGUAUAUUGUGUGAUACUGAUAGAAAACUAAGAUGUCUAAAAAUGUACUGCAAUUUUCUGUUUGGUGUUAUCCAAAAUUGAUCUUUUGUUUGAACUUAAAUUCUCGGAUCUAUGGAGGUGUAAGUUGCUCAUAGAAACCUAUAACUGUUUAUCGCUGCAGAAAUAAUGACAGUAUCUGUGACUGGCUAAGUUUGCUGUGUAAAUUUGAUGCAAGUGCAAUACGUGUUGUGGUAGCAAUAGCUACAGCUUUCAUGUGACAAGUGAUAAAUUAUUUUCAUUUCAAUUUCAUUGAAGAUAUUAAUAAACAAAUCUGAUAAGUCUUGCAAACAAUAAACUAUGUAAUUGCUUUUAUUCCUGACUUCCAAAUAGUGAGAAGAUCUUCCUCUUAAAUGCCUUGCGAAGAAAUGAAAACCCGUAGAAGUUGAGCAAAUAGUUGAGCUGCACUUAUCACAAGCCUGUGGCAGUUUGCAACAUUUUUAAUUAGAUCAUUUUAAUAAUGCAUUUUUAAAAAAACAUGAUGUUUAUUUUGGGUCAGAAUUUAACAAUGCAAGACAUUUUGAGGUACUUAAAGAAUUAACUCUUGAAGUAUUUUUUCUUCUUUGUAAAUUCUGUGGAACUGUUUUCAGCAGUUCUCCGCUACUGUAUGUUGUGCUAUGUUUUAAAUGUAAGCAACCAUUGACAAAUGUGUUAAAGUACAAACAGGCUUGGAUGUGUAAUGAGUGUUUCCGACAAUCUUUACAACUAAGUUUUCGUCUGUUGUUUUCAUGCGUAGUUUGUAGAACUUCAAAUCCAUUCAUGCAUGCAUUCCUUUGUAUAAAAUGGGUGACGCUUGAGAAAUUUUGCGUCUGAUUUGUCUUUAAAGAGAGGAAAGGAGAGAUGGGAAUGGCCAUGAACUAGUGCUCAUUACAUUUUCUAUUGCUGUUUAAUAUCAGACCCUUUGAGCUAAUGUUGGUGCUCUCAUCUUAAACCAGGUUGUAGACACUGUUAUUACAGAACCUUCUCACAUCUUGCAUCUUGUUUCCUUUAUUGUCCUGGUUUCAUGCUCUAAAUAAAUAAUAAACAACAACUUAAAA
Molecule: messenger RNA, 2873 nt
Organism: Thrips palmi
Lineage: Eukaryota; Metazoa; Arthropoda; Insecta; Thysanoptera; Thripidae
Gene: nudE
Product: nuclear distribution protein nudE homolog 1
Exons: 8
Coding region: 154-1053 (299 amino acids)
Biological process (GO): vesicle transport along microtubule; microtubule nucleation; chromosome segregation
Cellular component (GO): kinetochore; centrosome; kinesin complex
Molecular function (GO): microtubule binding
Source: RefSeq, a predicted model, not a curated record